Molecule: messenger RNA, 3262 nt
Organism: Prinia subflava (tawny-flanked prinia)
Lineage: Eukaryota; Metazoa; Chordata; Aves; Passeriformes; Cisticolidae
Gene: NRIP3
Product: nuclear receptor interacting protein 3
Exons: 7
Coding region: 648-1397 (249 amino acids)
Biological process (GO): proteolysis
Molecular function (GO): aspartic-type endopeptidase activity
Source: RefSeq, a predicted model, not a curated record
UGUGUACAGAAACCCUGUGUAAAACCACAUUUAAGGUGCCCCAGUUUGGCUGGGACAACUUUUGUGACAGUUUCCCUGGGCACUGGAGUGAACAGUGAUGAUUCAGACUGCUGCUGGCAGCGCUGUGAUGAGCCCAGGGGCACCCCGAGCCUGCCCCACGCCUAAGGCACCCACCCUUCCCACGGGCAGCGGCACAAUCCGUGCGGGGCUGCACCGCCCCAGCACGGGGGGAGCAGCCCCCAGGAGCACCCUGGUGCUGGGCAGGGUGACACUGUCACCCGUGGUGACACUUCAGCUCCCACCCAGGGCAAUCCGCCGUGCCUGCCGGGGCUGGCCGGGGCUGCGCUGGCUCCCGGCGCUGUGGGCAGCUCUCCAAGCGCCCUGCUGGUGCUCUGGUGCUCUCUUGUGUCCGUGAGGGCUUUGAGAGCCAUGGCUAGCCUGUGGCUAGCCUUGCUGUCGGGAGAGGCGGCGGGGAGAAAAGGCAGGGAUGUUAUUAUCCCCCGGGAGCAGCCCGGCGCUGUGGGUGCCGUGCUGUACCUGCCGGCCUCCUCACGUCACCGGGCUGCCGCUAUAAAGCGCAGGCGGCACAGCAUCCCCCAGCGCAGCUCCGCGCAUCUUCAAGGAGCCAGCCACUGGCGGGCAGAGAGAUGUUUUAUUCCGGGAUCCUGACGGAGCCGGGCAGGAAAGAAGUGCAGAUAAGGGAAGCGGCGUCUCUCCGCCAGCAGAGGAGAAUGAAGCAGGCGGUUCAGUUUAUUCACAAGGAUUCUGCGGAUCUCCUCCCUCUGGACGGGCUGAAGAAGCUGGGCACUUCGAAAGAUACUCAACCACAUAACAUCCUGCAGAAGCGCCUGAUGGAGACAAAUUUAUCCAAGUUCCGAGGCAGUCGAGGCAGCUGGACUCCGAAGGGUGAUCUCUCAUCACAGACCAACAAGCUGAACCAAACCAAACUGGACAGCUCAGGGAAAACAGAAGAUGAAGAGCUCAUAGUGGUGAGCUGCCAGUGUGCAGGGAAGGAGCUGAAGGCUGUGGUGGACACUGGCUCGCAGCACAACCUCAUGUCAUCUGCCUGCCUGGACAGGCUAGGGUUAAAGGAGCAUCUCAAAGCACUCCCUGUUGAAGACGAGGUGGGUUCAUUGCCAAACAAGGUGAAAGCCAUCGGCCAGAUCGAGUGUCUGUCCCUCAUGGUGGGAGCAGUCCCAGUGGAGUGUGCUGUCCUCGUUGUGGAAGACAACGACCAACCCUUUUCCUUUGGGCUGCAGACACUGAAGUCUCUGAAGUGUGUCAUAAACAUGGAGAAGCACCACCUCGUUCUGGGGCAGAUGGACAGGGAAGAAAUCCCAUUUGUGGGCAUUGACAGUGCUGAGGCAGGAAAGCAUUUCAGCAGUUUGGAGGCAUAGAGAAAUUGAAAUGCCAUCCCCACACAAGAGCUUGAUAUCAAAGAAAUCCUGUGCAGCUGUUCCAGAUGAAACAGCAACGCGUUGCUUUGAAAACAUUUAUACCAGGCUACAGCUAGAGUAGACAUAAAUGAAAUCCUGUUUGUAGCCAGUAAUUUAGAGAUAUUGUCAUGUUUAUCUAUGGGUUUUGAGAAACAAACGUGUGCUUAUUUUCUGGACUUUUCUAUAUAGUGUCCUCUUUACUACAAACAGUUGGGAAAACCUUAUGAAUUUCUUCUGAUGAGAAAAAUACUUUUUAUAGUGGCCUCAUAUGAGUAGUUGUACUUAGCUGUGAUCAGAGGCUAUCAGAAUGAGAUUUUUAUUAAUGAUUUUUCCAGAGGCUAAGCAUUUAUAUUCACUUAAUUGAUAUUGCCACAUUCAAAUGGCCAUUACCAGGAAGUGACUCGGAGUAAAACAGCAAUGUUAAUACCACCUAGGAAUUACAGCUCAUCCUGUUAGCAUAGUAUUGUUGCCAUGUAAUUAGGGACGCAACUGCUGGCUUGAUGAGAAAGAGCAUUUGCAGAAUUAUUAAUGGGUUACAGGCUUCUCUGCAGUGGCGUGGCAGAAGCACAGGAACAAGGUUUGGGAGGGCUCCCACUGUGGGGUUGGCAUGAGUGCUGGGGCUCAAAACCCUCUGAGAAGGAAUUCUCUGGGCAAGUCUUGGCUGCCCUCCUGUGAAGGUAGUCAAGUAAAUAAAUCAGUCAUUUCACCAGGCCAAAAAACAGCAAACAGGCACAGAAGUGUUUUGUCUGGAAAGCAGGAGAUGCAGUGCCCUUGGCUGCCCCUGCCACCAGGAGCUGUGCUUAUUCCUGCCCACCCAGCACCCGGCCUGAAGCUCCUGCAGUGCCCAGGCCACAGCUGGUGCAGGUUAUUGACUCCAGCUGCACUUCAUUGCUGCUGCCAGGAAUGCCAUAUUUUUUUAUACCUGUCUACAAUUGGGUUCUGAAGUACAACCCUUGAUGACCCUCAGGUGGGAGGUGGGACUUUUGGCUAGGACAAGCAUUUAAUUUGGUGCCACAGUCUGGGAGCAGCAGGGUUGCUGCUUCCUGUGACACACAGUAUUGCCUAGGGGAGCCUGGCCCUGCACAAACACAGCUUUUUAUGUUUUCAAAACCUAAUGGGAAUUAAUUGCUGUUAUCUGCUGAAGAGGCAUCUUUAAAAUUCAGAAUAAUAUCCUUGUGAUGUUGUGGAUCUGCUGACAGCCAGUCCUGCUGCAGCUGGGUCCUUAAGGGUUUCAGUUGUGCUGCAGGAACAGGAGCUGCUUCUGUAGCUCUGAUUUAGCAAAACCACUUUGGCCCUGGCAUCAGCUGUAAGCACCGACAGCAUUCUCCCUUUGGAAGCCUCUUGAUGGUUCUGGGUGAGGAUCAGAAAGCUUUGUCAUCUCAUGGCCAUCAGCAGCCACACUCCUGCCAGCUGAUCCAGUGUGCCAGCCCACCCCUGCCAUCCCCUGCCUGCCAGAGCAUCUCAGCUGGAACUUUACCUCCUGCAGUGGGUUUGAACCUCUUUUCAAUAGUGGGUAUAUCCAGCAAACCUGAACUAUCUGUAUUUCGAGCUAUUUUCUAUUUUGGUGAUAAGUUUCAGUGCUUUCUCUAUAUACAGUAUUUUAUAUAACACAGCUAUAAAUAUAUAUAUAUAUUUACAGGGUUGGGCUGCCCAGGGUAGUCCCACUGAUGUGUUGUAGAAAUAUUUCACUAAAUAUGAAAUAUAUUUGAUUAUUUUAUAUGCUACGAGUUUCGUAUUUUGGUACUUUUUUCUUUUUGUGCAUAUUACUGUGAUAAAUGUCAAAUUAAAUCUAAAUAAAGAUACACUGUUAUUGCUGUUUAUUUGCU